GAAUUCCCCCCGCCGACCCCCCGCACAAAAUUAAGCUGCGCGUGCGAAGCGUGCGAGGAUUUUUCGUGUAUAAAACCGUUGCGUAAAUCAACAGCAGCAACAUGUCGACGCCACACCAACAGCAACAUGUGCGCGUGGUCGAGCCGCAACAGGUGGAACCAGCUGAAGAGGCCGCGACCUCCACCUCUGUCAGUGGCACGGAAUCCAUAUCGGCUAGCAAGGAGCUAACCGGUUUGACCCACGAGUGCGGCGUUUUUGGUGCCAUUGCUUGCGGGGAUUGGCCCACGCAGAUGGACAUUGCGCACGUGAUAUGUCUGGGACUGGUGGCGUUGCAGCAUCGCGGGCAGGAAUCCGCAGGCAUAGCCACCAGCGAGGGAAAGUGCUCCAAGAACUUUAACGUGCACAAGGGCAUGGGCAUGAUUAGCACCCUGUUUAACGACGACUCCAUGAAGAAGCUACGCGGCAACCUGGGCAUUGGGCACACGCGAUACUCCACUGCUGGUGCCUCAGAGGUGGUUAAUUGCCAACCCUUUGUUGUGCAUACAGCCCAUGGAGCACUGGCCCUGGCCCACAAUGGCGAGCUGGUCAACAACGAAUCUCUAAGGCGGGAAGUCUUAGCCAGAGGAGUGGGAUUGUCCACCCACAGUGACAGUGAGCUGAUCGCACAAUCUCUCUGCUGCGCCCCUGAGGAUGUCUCGGAGUUGGAUGGGCCCAAUUGGCCGGCUAGAAUCAGGCACUUCAUGAUGCUGGCCCCGCUCUCGUACUCGCUGGUUAUUAUGCUGAAGGAUAAAAUCUACGCUGUGAGAGAUACCUAUGGCAAUAGACCGCUUUGUAUCGGAAAAAUCGUUCCAAUCAACGCUGGACAUGGAAAUCGUGAGGAUACCCCCGCCGACGGAUGGGUGGUUUCCAGCGAAAGCUGCGGCUUCCUUUCCAUUGGAGCUAGGUAUGUGCGAGAGGUUGAACCAGGUGAGAUUGUGGAGCUCACCCGGAGUGGAUAUCGCACUGUGGACAUAGUGGAGCGACCCGAUUUCAAGCGAAUGGCCUUUUGCAUCUUUGAGUACGUGUAUUUUGCCCGCGGCGACAGUAUCUUUGAGGGCCAAAUGGUCUACACAGUGAGGCUGCAGUGCGGUCGACAGCUGUGGCGCGAAGCUCCCGUAGAAGCGGAUAUCGUUAGCUCCGUUCCUGAGUCUGGAACAGCGGCGGCACACGGAUAUGCCCGGGAAUCUGGUAUUGACUUCGCCGAGGUUCUCUGCAGAAACCGAUACGUAGGACGGACCUUUAUCCAGCCUUCGACCAGGUUGCGGCAGCUUGGGGUGGCCAAGAAGUUUGGAGCUCUGUCGGAAAAUGUGGCUGGCAAGAGAUUGGUCCUUAUCGAUGACUCCAUCGUGCGGGGCAACACUAUUGGACCGAUAAUCAAGCUGCUGCGCGAUGCAGGCGCUCGAGAGGUGCACAUCCGGAUAGCUAGUCCACCGCUGCAGUAUCCCUGCUAUAUGGGCAUCAAUAUACCUACGCGCGAGGAGCUGAUUGCCAAUAAGCUGAACGCUGAUCAAUUGGCCAGACAUGUGGGUGCCGACAGCCUGGCCUAUCUCAGCGUGGAAGGUCUAGUUGAGGCGGUCCAGCAGAAGCAUCGGGAUGCAGGCGAUGGCCAGUCCAAGCCCACGGGUCACUGCACCGCCUGCCUCACUGGCGAAUAUCCCGGUGGGCUGCCCGACGAGUUGAGUUGGUAAUCCUUAUCGCACAUUUCCCAUAUUUAGCCCACGGAAACCAGUUUUAUUAUUCUCUUUUGCCCACCAACCACACAAACUGAACGUUUGCAGUAUCAAAAGCCAUCGAGGGCGCGGAAUUGCAGUCACAAAUUUUGCAUUUAGCUUAUCUAGCGUUAUAGACCCACUCACCCAUUCCCAUUUACACUCUCUCUACCUUUUUAGAUCCUAAGUGAAAUGCCAUUAAGCUCCCAGAAACUUUUUUUGUCUCUGAAUCUACACACUCAUAGUACAAAAUAUAGCCCUCUAUGUUGCCCCACUUGAGUUUAUACAUAUUAAAGUUUUCGAUUCAGAAUGCCAAUAAUAAAGACAUUUAG
Drosophila serrata is the source of this 2080-nucleotide messenger RNA. RefSeq names its product Phosphoribosylamidotransferase (gene Prat). Gene Ontology annotation, biological process: purine nucleobase biosynthetic process. Gene Ontology annotation, molecular function: amidophosphoribosyltransferase activity. NCBI's taxonomy places the organism in Eukaryota, Metazoa, Arthropoda, Insecta, Diptera, Drosophilidae. The record is from RefSeq and is a predicted model, not a curated record.